AUGGAGCCUAACAGGUUUUUUAUUCAUCAGGAUAAUGAUUCGGCAGAGACUAUCAAGUUGGAAGAGCUAUCUAUAGGUGGGGCAGGUCUCCAUAAUAGUAAUAGAACUGUGGAAGAUGGUAUCACAAAAUGCAUUAGCGAUCUCAAUAUCUACGAUUUGUUACAUAAUAAUCCGCCCUCGAGCUCCGAUGAUAAUGAGGAGGGGCACGAAGCGCGAAUUAGGGCAGCAGGUGAAGUAGAUGGGUUACAGGUCCUUUUGAGGCCUCCAGAGCCGUCUUCGGCACCUAUUGGUAAGCAGCAUCAGGAUAUUUCUAUUUGGGCCGCUGGCGGGCCGCGACACCGGACUCCUAUUCGAAAAUUGAAGUCGUCCCUUAAACUGUCAUCUAAUUCUCACUCUCAUUCCAGCUGUAACUCUGCAUCAUUGUGCUCGAAUAAAAAUGUGCGUUUUGCUCCGCAGUUGGCGCAAGUGAAGCGCUUCGAUCUAAACAGCGAGCCAAUUUCCAUUUCUAGUGAGAGCUCUCCCGGUAUGGCUGCCUUGGACCAGCUGGAGGAGCUGGGAGAAACUGUUUUAGAUAAGUUUUGGUUUGGAACUCCUUCAUUUGGGCGUAUGAAAUUCAGGAUGCCACCUAGUAAGAGUGUUCCAAAGUUUUCUUUGGACUAUGACUCAGAUGACUCAGAUGAAAAGCAAUUAGACGUAGAGAAUGCCGAUGAUGACUACUCAUCAUUCGACUCUUCAGAGGAUGAAUGUGACGUCGAGGAUGACUUUGUGCCGAAUGAACCUGCUGACACCCCAGACGAAGAUAUUUCAUCAACGGUUGGGGGCACUAGAUGUGUUGAGCAGUUAAUGAUCAGUCAUUGGGAAUUGCAAAGCUCUAAUCUUGUUCCCUUUCAUUCUUCCAAUGUUGAUGUACCAUUUCAGGAGCAGUUGUUGGAUUUUUUGCAAGGCCACAACAUUAAACUCAGCAAAAUAUCUCUUACUGACAUGCACACUAUAAAGGGCCAGAUCUAUGUUACUAAUCUUAACUUUGAGAAAUUUAUCGAAGUUAAGUUUUCCUUCAAUGAAUGGAAAGAUAUCCACUAUGUCUCUGCGCAGUAUCUAAGGACAGUUACUCCUAAAGUCGAUGAAUUUAAUUUUACAAUUGAUUUGUCUAGUUACAAGUACUUCAUGAAAGUCAAAAGUUUGCUCUAUUGUGAUUAUGAUGCAAAACAAACCUGGUGUCCUGUGACGAUGGCACUAUGUUGCCGCUAUGAUGUCAACGGUGAAACUUACUAUGAUAAUAACAACUAUGAGAACUUCCAGAUAAAUGCAAGAUGCUUAACUAUGUGUAUGCCACCUUCCGCAAAGAUGAGAACUAGCAACAAGCCUAAUAGUAAGAGAAAAGUAUCCCUCAGCAAUUGCGAUGUUCCAACCCGAAAAGGGAGAAAUACUGCAAAUUUGUUGUUUGGAAAAGGGCAUAAGAUUAUGCCAUUAACGAAAUCAUUCAGUUAUGAUUUUUUAUUAAACUUUAAAUCAAAAUCAACAAUAUCUCCGCCUAUCGCGGGUAACACUUCAUCUGUGCGACCAUCUAUUGGUCGUACAUUCUCUGAAGGAACCGAUUAUUUCAACACAUCGCCAUUAAAACAUGUGUAUCAUUUUGAUGCUUCAAAAAGUAAAAACAAAGAUGAAUCCAGCACAAAUUCCAGCAGCAAUUACUAUGAUACUUGUAUGGAAUCUACCACCACCUCCAAGGAACCUACUCUGAGUCUCUCAAGUGACUCUUAUGAUAUACUGUCUUCGGAUACUUCCAGUCUCAGUAACAAGGAUAGUAACAGUAUUAAAAACCGUGACAACUGUAAACUAAUGGAUAACAAAAACGAUCUAAUAAACGGAAGAGUGUUGCAUAAUUAUCCAUAUUAUUCCGCGAGCUCAUCUUCAACUGAUAACUAUUCUCGAUAUGACUAUAGAGAACCGCUUCUAACAAACGCCCUAUGCGGAUCGCCAUCAUCCAAUACCGAGGAUUCAGAAAAAGUGACAGUCGUAGCAAAAGGAGGUUGA
Messenger RNA from Eremothecium sinecaudum, 2034 nucleotides. RefSeq names its product protein phosphatase regulator PIG1 (gene PIG1). NCBI's taxonomy places the organism in Eukaryota, Fungi, Ascomycota, Saccharomycetes, Saccharomycetales, Saccharomycetaceae. Gene Ontology annotation, cellular component: protein phosphatase type 1 complex. The transcript has a single exon. The record is from RefSeq and is a predicted model, not a curated record. Bases 1 to 2034 code for a protein of 677 amino acids. Gene Ontology annotation, biological process: regulation of glycogen biosynthetic process. Gene Ontology annotation, molecular function: protein phosphatase 1 binding; glycogen binding.